UUUUGGGGAACCCUAGCUCGUCCGGGCUCCCUCCUCGAGUCCUCGUCAACGAAAUUUCCAAGCGACUAAAAACGAGAUCUGAGGAAGAAAAAAUUAGAGAGGAAAAAAUCAGCAUUUUAUCCAUCUGGGGAAGCACGUUCUGAGAGAAAUCCGAAGGCGCCGCAAACAAAAAUAUGGAUUCGAUCAGAGGGUUCCGAUCUUGUUAGCUACCUAAAGAAGAAGAGAAGGAUCCGGGACGAAGAGUGAAAAAUGACGAGAAUGGAGUGGAGGAGGAGUUCCGAACCCUAGCUGCCAGAGAUUUUGAGACACAGCUUUUCAGCGGAUCUGAAGAGCUGAAUUACCGGAAAUUAUGAAAGAUCAGAGAGCCCGGCUGCUGCAAUUGGGAGCGUGAGAGCUCUGAAGAUCUGAGGAAAAGCUGAAAAUCAUUUAGCAACUUGACUUGAGCAUUUAGAGGUUCCAGUGGUAUCUUGGACUUUUGGACAUGUAAUGAAGAUAGUCCCGUCUGUUUCUGGACUGAUUGCUAAUAGGAUUUGGAAAACUAAGGUGUUGGAAAGUCAAUUUAUCUGAAGCCACUUUCCAAAGUGAAGAAAAUAAGAUUCCUACUAGCAAAUGCCGAACAUGAACCGGAUGAGAUUCCCAAAGAGAUACUUGAUUGUCAUUUUAACCUUCAUUAGCACAUGUGUUUGUUAUAUAGAGCGUGUGGGUUUCUCCAUAGCAUAUACUGUUGCAGCUGACGCUGCUGGAGUUAAUCAGUCAAGCAAAGGCACAAUACUUUCUACAUUCUAUUAUGGUUAUGCUUGCUCUCAGGUGCCUGGAGGAUGGGCAGCUCAAAAAAUAGGAGGAAGAAAGGUUCUUCUUCUCUCAUUUGUAUUAUGGUCAUCAACAUGCUUUUUACUGCCGCUAGAUCCUAACAGAGUCACAAUCUUAGUGGCGGCUCGCUUGCUUGUUGGUGUGGCACAAGGGUUUAUCUUUCCUUCUAUCCACACAGUCCUGGCACAGUGGGUUCCACCUCAUGAGAGAUCGAGAUCUGUCUCACUUACAACUUCAGGAAUGUAUCUUGGUGCAGCUAUGGGAAUGCUUUUCCUACCUAGCCUAGUGAAGUUCAAAGGUCCACAAUCUGUGUUUCUUGCAGAAGCUGCAUUAGGUGUCAUGUGGUCUUUGCUUUGGUUUGAAUAUGCUAGUGACCCUCCUCGAUCUGACCAUCCAAAAGCCACUGCAGCUGGUUUUGGGGAAUAUUUGUUGCCAAUAAAUGCAAGUCAGAAACAAAAGCUGGAGAAUGGAGGAACUGCAGGAAGAACUACCAAAAUCCCAUGGAAGAGAAUUUUCAUCAGCUUGCCAGUUUGGGCAAUUGUGGUAAAUAAUUUCACAUUCCAUUAUGCUCUCUAUGUGUUGAUGAACUGGUUGCCAACAUAUUUUGAGCAGGGCCUUCAACUCAGUCUUCAGGAAAUGGGUUCUUCAAAGAUGAUGCCUUAUCUAAACAUGUUCAUAUUUUCAAAUAUUGGUGGUGUGGUUGCCGAUCACUUCAUCACCAAAAGGAUACUCUCUGUGACUAAAACUAGAAAAUUCUUGAACACCAUAGGAUUCUUUGUUGCUUCUCUUGCAUUGAUGACACUUCCCAUGUUCAGGACUUCCAGUGGGGCAAUCUUCUGUUCUUCAGUGGCUCUUGGUUUCCUGGCACUUGGGAGAGCUGGAUUUGCAGUGAAUCAUAUGGAUAUUGCCCCGAGAUAUGCAGGUAUUGUUAUGGGCGUAUCUAAUACAGCAGGUACCCUUGCUGGCAUUAUUGGGGUUGAUUUGACCGGCAAGCUUCUUGAAACUGCUAAAACUACUUAUUCAGAUCUUUCAAGUCCAGAAAGCUGGAAUGCAGUGUUUUUCAUACCGGGGUUGCUGUGCAUACUUAGUUCUGUCAUAUUCUUGCUAUUCUCUACGGGAGAGAGGAUUUUUGACUGAAGUUGGCUUUUUGCACUGGUGCUUUUAUUUAUUAUUUGAUCAAGCAAGUCUGUUAUGGUAAUCUCUGACUCUCAUUCAUGGUAUAAACAAUUCCUGGGAAGAGAAGGAUGUGUAUCAUAAUUGAAGAAGGUAUCCAAAGUGAUCCACUGAGUGGUAGCUACAAGAAAUCAAUUUUUUUUUAUCAUAGAUGUAAAUUAUCCGUAGCUCUUACCAUGAUGGAACCCAGGUUUAUUGAUUUGUGCAUUGGACCACGGUACAUGUUGUGGCGUAAAUACUUGUGUUCAAUUUGCUAGUUCAAGAGCAAAAUUCUUUCCUUCUAAGAGAUCUCAAAGAAAUAGCAAUUUGUUUUAUGUGCCACUGUUCGGUGGUUUGGCUAAUUGCGCUUCAGUCUAUUGGUUUGGGGUCCUUGGUUUUAUAAAAUUAUUAUUAAUUU
Rubroshorea leprosula is the source of this 2380-nucleotide messenger RNA. Lineage: Eukaryota; Viridiplantae; Streptophyta; Magnoliopsida; Malvales; Dipterocarpaceae. The record is from the annotation of a GenBank genome assembly.